Haliotis rufescens (red abalone) is the source of this 1650-nucleotide messenger RNA. RefSeq names its product acetylcholine receptor subunit beta-like. Lineage: Eukaryota; Metazoa; Mollusca; Gastropoda; Lepetellida; Haliotidae. The record is from RefSeq and is a predicted model, not a curated record. The coding region runs from base 34 to 1281 and encodes 415 amino acids. The transcript has a single exon. Gene Ontology annotation, cellular component: membrane; neuron projection; synapse. Gene Ontology annotation, biological process: signal transduction; monoatomic ion transmembrane transport; chemical synaptic transmission. Gene Ontology annotation, molecular function: transmembrane signaling receptor activity; extracellular ligand-gated monoatomic ion channel activity; neurotransmitter receptor activity.
UCCAUAAAGAUAGGAGCUUAGAAAUAUAUAUAUAUGUUUUGGCAGACAUUUACCUUCAUAAAACAUCCUUGCUUCGUAAUGUUGGACCUGUCUACUGUUUUAACUUUCUGUAUAUGCAUGUGUGCUACAUAUGGACUUCAGUCUGGAGCUGAUCCGGGCCCUCUGUACACCUUGUACAAUGACCUACUGGAGGGCUACAAGCCGUAUAUCAGACCCAGGGAGAAUCCUAAUGAUACCGUGGUCGUAGUGGUUUCCUACAGCAUGACUUCUGUGGAAGCCUUGGAUGAAAACAUGCAGACAGUUGCUUCUUCUGGAUUCUUAACACUUAAAUGGACAGAUGAGCGGUUGACUUGGAACCCAAGUGAGUAUGGUGGUAUACAAUAUGUUAAUAUACCUGUGGAUAAGCUGUGGAUUCCGGACUUAAGUUUGACAAAUGGAAUCGAUAGCCUGUCUUUAAUACUACCCGUUGGGGAAAUGGCAAGGGUGAACAACGACGGAAGAGUGACUUGGUACAAAGAGAUGACGAAACGUACAAAAUGCUCUUUAAAUAUGCGACACUUUCCGUUUGACAACCAAACAUGCAGUAUCAGCCUUAUUCAAUGGGUUACUGUUAUUACUGACAUAAAUAUCACAGCAGGUCGGGUUGAGAUUGAAACGUCAAUGUAUAGACCAAAUGGAGAAUGGGAAAUAAUUGGCAAGUCAAAGGACUCCAUUCUUCAUACUUUUACUGAUGAUGUGAUUCAGACGGAGAUUGUUUUUACGUUCGUCUUCAAAAGGAAGUACCUAUAUUACAUUAUCACCAACAUCCUUCCCGUCAUGCUUCUUUCCGUCCUUAACCUUGGUGUAUUUCUACUUCCGCCUGAAUCUGGAGAGAAGAUAUCGUUGUGUAUUUCCAUAGUGCUGUCCUAUGCAGUGUUCUUGUCUGUCAUAGGAGGAAGUCUACCUGAAGUGUCAGAUACUGUGAGCAUCUUCAGCAUCUACCUCCUGACAAUGAUGUUUGUCAAGGUUGUGACAACUUUGUUGACUGUUUUGGUUCUAAAUGUUUACCAUGGAGGCACUGAAAAAGAAUUAUCGGGUGCUGACUCUUUUCUUUUAGAACACCAGAAGGUAAACGAUUCAGACACGUUUUGUCACGUACCCGAGAAACUAUUUCAAGAAAAACUACCCAAAAAGGGCAACAAAGAACUUGCAAAACGUCUAAACAGAAUAAGUUUCGGUUUUAUAUUUUCACUUACUGUCCUUGUUACGUUUUCGUGUUUCAUCAUGAUCGUGAGACAGUAGUGUGCAAAUAUGGAUGUAAGCAUCCUUCUUUAGAACACCACCUUACGACAAAUAUUUGACAGUGAAAUAUAAAGAAUGCAGGUCGUAUCAUUGCCAUAUUCAUAGUAGAUUUGUACUUUUACUAAGCAAUUCAACGUUAAUCUAGACGAUAAAAUUACAACAGGACAUAAUUGAUACUUGUGAACAGGUAAUGUAUUUAGAAAAAGAAGUUACAAUGGGCUGUAAGUCAUAAUAAUGAUGUUGUCUUUAAAAUGAGCAUUUCCUGCAAUUGACCCUUCUUUAGAGUACAGACAUUGUUUGUUUGUUUUUUGACGCCGCACUCAGCAUUAUUCCAGCUAUGUGACGGCGGUCUGUAAAAAAACGAGUCUU